Messenger RNA from Paramecium octaurelia, 6965 nucleotides. Lineage: Eukaryota; Ciliophora; Oligohymenophorea; Peniculida; Parameciidae. The record is from the annotation of a GenBank genome assembly.
AUGAGAUUCCUUCCUUUGAUAUUCCUUAUUUUAGUUCUCUCAUGUGUAUCAUGUUAAACUCUUUUCUAUGAGGCAUUUUCAUCAAUAACUUUAGGUUAAAUGGAAGGUACAUCACAUAAAUUAUUUAAAAAUAGGUUGGAUAACUACUAAUGCUUAUGGAAGCUUCUCAGAUUGUGGUGGAACACAACUAUUUGGUGGUUUCGACACAUUUGGUAUUCACACUAAAGUUAUGAAAUUCCUUUAAUUACCUCCUCAUUAUGAAGUUUAAAUAAAAUUGAGAUUUUGGAAGUCUUAUUUUUCAUUUAUUUUCUAGAAUUGAUACAUGGGACAACGAAUAUUUUAAUAUAUUUGUUGAUGGGAUAUAAGCCUUCUCAUAAUAGUAUACUUCUAUAGCAAGUCCUUAAAUAUGUGGAAAUUUAUGGGGAGAAGAGAUACGAUCAAUAACUAUAUCAAUUCCUCACGUAUAUUAAUCAAUUUUGAUUCUUAUGACUACUUCACUUGAUGAACCUACAUCAAAUGUAAAAGAUUCUAAAAAUAUAGGAAUCUUGGGGGUUUCGAGAUUUUUAAUUGUUUCUCAGUCUCUGUCCUUCUGACUGCGAAACCUGUACUUCUGGUGAUACUAAAACGGAUUGCAUUUCUUGGAGCCUUCUUAAUUCAGCAUUUUUAGAAAUUAACUCAUCAGUGUUUUCUGAAGAAGGUUGGCACAUAGUAAAUGGGGUUUAAGGCAUUAGCGAUUGCAGCAGUAAAAAUAACAUUAUCAAUAGGUAUACCACUAAUUGGUGGUUAUCAAAAAUGCGGUUAUAAUAGUAAAAUAUCAAAGUUAUUAAAUUUACCUAUUCAUUAAAAACUUAUUAUUAGAUUUCGUUUUGCUUUUAUUGACACUUGGGAUAAUGAAUACUUUUAUCUUUAUAUUGAUGGAAAUUUAGUUUUUUAUCAUUAACAUUUUUAUUAUUAUGGGGAUAUGACAGAUAUUUGUGGUUUGCCAUAUGAUGAUUACUUUCCAAACUUUGAAGUAAUAAUAGAUCACUCAAACCCAAAAAUAGAAUUUGAAUUUACAUCAAAUUUAAAUGAACCCCCAACAACUGAAUCCUUUGGCUUAAGAGAUUUUUAAAUAUUCUCAAGAGUUUUAAAAAAUUGUGGUAACGGAAUGACAGACAUACAUGAAUAAUGCGAUGAUGGUAAUAUUUAUGCAUUUGAUGGAUGUUUUAAUUGUGAGUAUUCUUGUGUAGAGGGAUGUUCAAAUUGUAUUGAUGGAAUAUGUUUUGAAUGUGAUAAUGGAUGGAUAUUCAAUGCAGAUUUUAAUACAUGUAUUGCUAUUGUAGAUGAUACUGAAUUUUAAAUUUGGGAAGAAUGUGAUGAUACAUUAUAAUAUGAGAUUUGUUUAAAUGGAAAAUUCAUUUGUCCAUCAAAUUGUAAAUUGUGUUAAUUUGGUAUUUGUUUAUAAUGUAAUUCAAAUUAUCAAUUAAUUAAUAAUAAAUGUGAACCUAUUUGUUAAAAUUAAUUAAUACUUAAUGAUAUAUAAUGUACUGAUUAUAAUCUUGAACCAUUUGAUAAAUGUCAUUAAUGUUAUUAUGAUCUACCUUAAGGUUGUUAAUUAUAAUCAAAUGGAUUUUGUAUCCAAUGUUUAAAUGGAUGGAUAUUAGAUAAAAAUUAAAAUAUUUGUAUUCCAAUUUGUGGAGAUCUUAUUAUUUUAGGUAAUGAAUAAUGUGAUGUUAAUAAAUAUACAAAAUCAUCAUUUGGAUGUAAUUAAUGUGAAUUUGAUUGCUAAGAUGAAUGUAUUAAUUGUAUAUUUGGAUAAUGUUAUGAUUGUAUUACAGGAUGGAGAUUAAAAAAUUAUUAUUGUGAAUCUGAUUGUGGAAAUAACUCAAUUUAAGGUUAAGAAGAAUGUGAUGAUAUGAAUUCUAUUAGAUUUGAUGGAUGUAAUAAUUGUAGAAAUGAUUGUUAAAGAGAAUGUUCUUAUUGUUAAAGAGGAAUCUGUUUAGAUUGCAUUUACGGUUGGCAUUUGACUGAUCAUUUCAUUUGUGAAUCUCAAUGUGGAGAUAAUUUAAUUGCUUUAUUAUCAUAUGAAGAAUGUGAAGAUUCUAAUUUUAAUUAAUUUGAUGGAUGUUAUUCAUGCAAAAUAGAAUGCUGUCAUUAUUGCGAUGCUUGUGUUUAUGGAUAUUGUUAUGAUAUUGAAUAUACAAUUACAUUAAUGGAUUAAUAUUGUAUUCCUGUUUGUGGAGAUGGACUCAUUAGUGUUGAAUAUGAAUAAUGUGAUGAUAUGAAUGAUAUACCAUAUGAUGGUUGUUAUAAUUGCAAUUACUAAUGUAGAGAACACUGUAAAUUAUGCAUUAAAGGAAUAUGUUAAGAUAAAUGUGAUUAUGGAUACUAUGAAGUAGAUUAUGAAUGCAUUCCAAUAUGCGGAGAUGGUAUCGUAGUUGAAUAAGAAGAUUGUGAUGAUCAAAAUGAUAUUUAAUCUGAUGGAUGUUUUAAAUGUAAAUUUCAUUGUCCAGAUCAUUGUGAAAUAUGUUAAUAAGGACUAUGUAAAUUAUGCGAAUAAGGUUUUGAAUUAAAUCGUAUACUAAAUUAAUGUCUUGCAUUUUGUGGUAAUGGUAUGGUUUCAAAGGAAGAAGAAUGUGAUGAUAUGAAUAAAGAAGAUGGAGAUGGAUGUUCAAGAUUUUGUAGGAUUGAAAGCGAUUAUCAAUGCAGAAAUUACGAAUUAAGUUUUUCAUAAUGUACUUAUUCUAAACAACCAAGAUUCUAUCUUUAAUUUAAAGAAGAAAGAGAUUAAAAAUAAUAUGUUUCAUUGUUAUUUACUUAAUAAGUUAAGUAUUAAAAUUAAGAUUUUUAUUCUAAAUACAUCUAAAUGAAUCUUAUAGAUAUAGACAUUAAUGUCUAUUAGUUGAAUUUAAUUAUUAUUUAAGAACCAGUUGAAUAUCCAACAAAUGUUGAAUACAUGGUAGAAAUUUAAAUAAAUUAAACUUUAUCUAAACGUCCUUACUUAGAAGUAACUUUAGAUGAAUAAUUAUAUAAUUCAGAAGAUAAUACACUUUAUAAUCAAUAUGAUAAAAUAUAACUAAAUCAGCCUAAGUAUAUGGAUGAUUAAAAAUAAGAAGCAGCUGCUACUUUAAAUCAAGCAAGUAAAUAUUUAAUGAAUUCUAUUGGAGGAAUUGGCAUACUUGCUUUUUUUCUAGGAAAUUCAUUUAUUUUCUCUAGUAUUCUGGAAGUAUUACAACAAUAAUCUUANUGUGAUGAUAUGAAUUCUAUUAGAUUUGAUGGAUGUAAUAAUUGUAGAAAUGAUUGUUAAAGAGAAUGUUCUUAUUGUUAAAGAGGAAUCUGUUUAGAUUGCAUUUACGGUUGGCAUUUGACUGAUCAUUUCAUUUGUGAAUCUCAAUGUGGAGAUAAUUUAAUUGCAUUAAUAUCAUAUGAAGAAUGUGAAGAUUCUAAUUAUGAUUAAUUUGAUGGAUGUUAUUAAUGCAAAAUGGAAUGCUGUCAUUAUUGUGAUGUUUGUGUUUAUGGAUAUUGUUAUGAUUGUUAAUAUACAUUUACAUUAAUUGAUUAAUAUUGUAUUCCUGUUUGUGGAGAUGGACUCAUUAGUGUUGAAUAUGAAUAAUGUGAUGAUAUGAAUGACAUACCCUAUGAUGGUUGUUAUAAUUGCAAUUACUAAUGUAGAGAACACUGUAAAUUAUGUAUUAAAGGAAUAUGUUAAGAUAAAUGUGAUUAUGGAUACUAUGAAGUAGAUUAUGAAUGCAUUCCAAUAUGCGGAGAUGGUAUCGUUGUUGAAUAAGAAGAUUGUGAUGAUCAAAAUGAUAUUUAAUCUGAUGGAUGUUUUAAAUGUAAAUUUCAUUGUCCAGAUCAUUGUGAAAUAUGUUAAUAAGGACUAUGUAAAUUAUGCGAAUAAGGUUUUGAAUUAAAUCGUAUACUAAAUUAAUGUCUUGCAUUUUGUGGUAAUGGUAUGGUUUCAAAGGAAGAAGAAUGUGAUGAUAUGAAUAAAGAAGAUGGAGAUGGAUGUUCAAGAUUUUGUAGGAUUGAAAGCGAUUAUCAAUGCAGAAAUUACGAAUUAAGUUUUUCAUAAUGUACUUAUUCUAAACAACCAAGAUUCUAUCUUUAAUUUAAAGAAGAAAGAGAUUAAAAAUAAUAUGUUUCAUUGUUAUUUACUUAAUAAGUUAAGUAUUAAAAUUAAGAUUUUUAUUCUAAAUACAUCUAAAUGAAUCUUAUAGAUAUAGACAUUAAUGUCUAUUAGUUGAAUUUAAUUAUUAUUUAAGAACCAGUUGAAUAUCCAACAAAUGUUGAAUACAUGGUAGAAAUUUAAAUAAAUUAAACUUUAUCUAAACGUCCUUACUUAGAAGUAACUUUAGAUGAAUAAUUAUAUAAUUCAGAAGAUAAUACACUUUAUAAUCAAUAUGAUAAAAUAUAACUAAAUCAGCCUAAGUAUAUGGAUGAUUAAAAAUAAGAAGCAGCUGCUACUUUAAAUCAAGCAAGUAAAUAUUUAAUGAAUUCUAUUGGAGGAAUUGGCAUACUUGCUUUUUUUCUAGGAAAUUCAUUUAUUUUCUCUAGUAUUCUGGAAGUAUUACAACAAUAAUCUUAUUUAAGAUUUAUUAAUGUUGUAUUUCCUUUUAAUUUGUUUAUCUACUUUGAAGCAAGUAACAUAAUAACCAUAUAACCUAUUUUAUAAUUCUUUAAGGUUGAUUCCAUUAUGGCACCAACAUUUGAUACAAUAUACAUAGAAUCUUAUGAAAAAUUAAAAUUUUAUGAAAUUAAUGCUGAUCUAUUAACUAACAUUUAAACUUAAAUAUUUCUCAUUAUUGUCUUAAUUAUCAUUUAUUAUUCUUGUGCCUUACUUAUAAUUAUAAUAGAUUCAAUCAAAGUAGAAUUAUUACUUUUGCUUGGUAAAUUUGGAUAUAAAUUACUGAUANAUUGAUUAAUAUUGUAUUCCUGUUUGUGGAGAUGGACUCAUUAGUGUUGAAUAUGAAUAAUGUGAUGAUAUGAAUGACAUACCCUAUGAUGGUUGUUAUAAUUGCAAUUACUAAUGUAGAGAACACUGUAAAUUAUGUAUUAAAGGAAUAUGUUAAGAUAAAUGUGAUUAUGGAUACUAUGAAGUAGAUUAUGAAUGCAUUCCAAUAUGCGGAGAUGGUAUCGUUGUUGAAUAAGAAGAUUGUGAUGAUCAAAAUGAUAUUUAAUCUGAUGGAUGUUUUAAAUGUAAAUUUCAUUGUCCAGAUCAUUGUGAAAUAUGUUAAUAAGGACUAUGUAAAUUAUGCGAAUAAGGUUUUGAAUUAAAUCGUAUACUAAAUUAAUGUCUUGCAUUUUGUGGUAAUGGUAUGGUUUCAAAGGAAGAAGAAUGUGAUGAUAUGAAUAAAGAAGAUGGAGAUGGAUGUUCAAGAUUUUGUAGGAUUGAAAGCGAUUAUCAAUGCAGAAAUUACGAAUUAAGUUUUUCAUAAUGUACUUAUUCUAAACAACCAAGAUUCUAUCUUUAAUUUAAAGAAGAAAGAGAUUAAAAAUAAUAUGUUUCAUUGUUAUUUACUUAAUAAGUUAAGUAUUAAAAUUAAGAUUUUUAUUCUAAAUACAUCUAAAUGAAUCUUAUAGAUAUAGACAUUAAUGUCUAUUAGUUGAAUUUAAUUAUUAUUUAAGAACCAGUUGAAUAUCCAACAAAUGUUGAAUACAUGGUAGAAAUUUAAAUAAAUUAAACUUUAUCUAAACGUCCUUACUUAGAAGUAACUUUAGAUGAAUAAUUAUAUAAUUCAGAAGAUAAUACACUUUAUAAUCAAUAUGAUAAAAUAUAACUAAAUCAGCCUAAGUAUAUGGAUGAUUAAAAAUAAGAAGCAGCUGCUACUUUAAAUCAAGCAAGUAAAUAUUUAAUGAAUUCUAUUGGAGGAAUUGGCAUACUUGCUUUUUUUCUAGGAAAUUCAUUUAUUUUCUCUAGUAUUCUGGAAGUAUUACAACAAUAAUCUUAUUUAAGAUUUAUUAAUGUUGUAUUUCCUUUUAAUUUGUUUAUCUACUUUGAAGCAAGUAACAUAAUAACCAUAUAACCUAUUUUAUAAUUCUUUAAGGUUGAUUCCAUUAUGGCACCAACAUUUGAUACAAUAUACUUAGAAUCUUAUGAAAAAUUAAAAUUUUAUGAAAUUAAUGCUGAUCUAUUAACUAACAUUUAAACUUAAAUAUUUCUCAUUAUUGUCUUAAUUAUCAUUUAUUAUUCUUGUGCCUUACUUAUAAUUAUAAUAGAUUCAAUCAAAGUAGAAUUAUUACUUUUGCUUGGUAAAUUUGGAUAUAAAUUACUGAUUUAAGUUAAAAGAGUGUGUUGGAUUUAUUAGAAAGAAUUUAGAAAGGAUGGGCUUAAGGCAUUUCUAAUAGCAAAUUGUUGGGAUCUUUUUUUUACUUGUUUUUUAUAAUUAAAAUCAUCAUAAUCAUAUACUACAUUCAGAUCCAUAAUUUGUUUAAUCUUCGCGUAUGUAAUAUUUUAUGGAUCUUUGUUAAUACUUAGAUAAUAUAUUUAUAAGAAUGAAUUAAUCAAACAAAAUUGUUUUAGUUAUUGGAUUUCAAAAAUCGAUUUAUUUUUCACCUUAAAAAAAUUAGUUUUCAUUUUCAUUUUAGUAUGCUUUCAAAAAAAUGAGUAAAUUCAAACAAUCUUAUUAACAUUUGUAUGUAAUUUAUAUCUCAUUUAUGUAAUCAAAUUCAAACCAGUCAUAAAAAAAUAGGACUAUUGUAAUUUAAUUAUGAUGGAAGGAAGUGCCUUUAUUUUUACAUUAACCUCUGCUAUGUAUUGGAGCGCUUUUAAAACCAUAAUAACCAGUAAUAGCUAGAUAUGUCUUGGCUGGUUUCAUAUUAUAAUGUUACUUCUAGUUUUAUUAGUGAAUUUAUUGAUACAAAUAUAUGGAACCUUUCAUACUUUGAUAAGUAAAAUUAGCGAAAAAGUUUGUAAAAAAUAAAAAAAACGAUUAAUAUAAGCAAAUCCAUAUCCUUUAUCUAGUGUAAUAAAAUUCAAACCAUGA